AUGCUGUAUCAAAGUAAUUACCAUCAAUACAAUAAAGAUAGCGAUAUAAUGGCGGCUGGAACUCGUUUAGUGGUCUUAAAACCUAGUCAAAUUCGGUUUCGGGCACCUCCCUCAAUAACUGUUAGACCAGGAGCUAUCCAUCUGCCAACACUACCUGCUAUCUGGGUAAAACCACCACCAUCUAAACCAGCUGCCCCGGCUCCAAUAUACGUGAAGCCAGACUUAGCGCAACCCCCCGACCCCAGCACCAAUUGA
Parnassius apollo (apollo) is the source of this 255-nucleotide messenger RNA. The record is from the annotation of a GenBank genome assembly. NCBI's taxonomy places the organism in Eukaryota, Metazoa, Arthropoda, Insecta, Lepidoptera, Papilionidae.